AUGAAGCACGUGUAUGUCUUUUUGUCCACUGCAGAUGUGGAUGAGUGUGUGUCCUCAGUGUGUGGAGUUCACAGCAGCUGCUUUAACACACCUGGAAGUUUCCUCUGCGGCUGUUCUCCAGGGUUUCACAGACAUGAGAACGGCACCAGCGGCCCCUGUGAAGACAUCAAUGAGUGUUCAGAUCCAGAUGUUUGCGGCACAAAUGCAGACUGCUACAAUCACUUAGGUGGCUACAGCUGCAAAUGCCAUGAGGGUUACAGUAACUAUGGCAACAACCAGUCAAAAUGCAUAGAAAUGGACUGCGAUCAGUUUGAACCCGAGUCUGAUGGAGACCACACACCAAAGAAGUUGAAGCAUUUGAUGUCACUGUUGAAGAACAGCUGUGAGUCUCUGAAUGAUCCACGUGGAGAACGUUUCACUGGAGAGAAAUUGUUGGAGGACUUGUGCAGUUCCUCUGACGAGCUGCUGUCUGAUGGAAACAUCGCUGACGGGAAGACUCUGAAUCAGUUUCUGGACGCGGUGGAGAGCAGCAUGCGUCUGAUCGGACCUCAGCUGAGAGAGCCUGUGACCAGGAUGGAGACACACAACACCUUCGCUGAGGUUGCAGUCAUGAAGAGUCAGACUCCGCCCAGUGGGCGUGUCUCUCUGAGCACAGACUCCGCCCUCUUCAGCACCAGUUGGGAAACAGUUGUAGGAAAAUCAUAUCCAGGUUUUGCGUUUGCGGCUCUGGUCAGUUAUAAAGAUCUGAACUCAUCCAGUGACCUGCUCCACAAGAUGAGCAGCGAGAGAUCAGACGAUAAAGAGAGAAGCGUCACUUAUCAACUCAACUCUAAAGUGGUGACGGCUGUCGUCAGUAAUGCAGAAACCAAGCAGCUGUCAGAGCCGGUGACGCUCGUCUUUACACACGUGGAGGAGAGGGCGGAGUCUGGGGGCGUGGCUUACUCCUGUGUGUACUGGGAUGAGGCGGAGGGGGCGUGGUCUGGGCGGGGCUGUGAGAGGGCGGAGCCUAACAGCACUCAUACAGUGUGUUCCUGCUCUCAUCUCAGUAGCUUCGCUGUGUUAAUGGCUCUCUAUCCUGUCCAGGACUCGUUUGAUUUGGUGGUGAUCACACAAGUGGGUUUAGUUCUGUCUCUGGUCUGUUUGUUUCUCUGUAUCCUGACGUUCCAGUUCUGCCGCUCCAUCCAAGGAACCCGGACCAGCAUUCAUCUUCAUCUGAGCAUCUGUCUCUUCAUCGCAGACCUCGUCUUCCUCUGCGGGAUCUCCAGCACUCACAAUGAGGUAGCGUGUGCGAUUGUGGCCGGUCUGCUUCAUUUCUUCUUCUUGUCUGCGUUCUGCUGGAUGCUGCUGGAGGGGGUUCAGCUCUACCGGAUGGUUGUGCUGGUGUUUCACACCACAUUAAAACAUCUCUACAUGUAUUUGCUGGGAUACGGAGUCCCUCUCGUCAUCGUUGCCGUCUCUGCCAUCGCCUUCCCAAAGGGAUACGGCACCGAUAGACACUGCUGGCUCUCUCUCGAUCGUUAUUUCAUCUUGAGCUUCUUCGUGCCCGUCUGCAUCGUCAUGAUCCUCAAUAGUUUUUUCUUCAUCAUCACUGUGUGGAAACUGGCCCAAAAGUUCUCCAGCCUCAAUCCAGACCUCUCCAAUCUCAACAAGAUCAGGAGUUUCACGGUGACCGCUGUGGCUCAGUUGUGUAUUCUCGGAGGAACGUGGAUCUUCGGCUUCUUGCUCUUCCAGGAGGAAGGGACUGAAGUCAUGUUGUACCUCUUCACGAUUUUAAACAGCCUGCAGGGGGCGUUCAUCUUCAUCAUGCACUGCCUGCUGUCCAAACCGGUCAGGACGGAGUAUUACAAUCUGUUUGGCCGAAUGUGUCCACACAAGAAGAAAGUGGAAUACAGUAGCAGCAACAGUCAGAAACCUCUACGGAGCGACGGCAGCACAGGAGAGUCGCAGAUAUAAAGCACUUGUCAUAUCCUGAUUUUACAAACUUUAGAACGCUUUCUGUGAAAAUGAAGAUUUUCCACAAAGCCUCAGUUUAACAGGGGGUCGUCAGUUCGUCCUCAUUAUUCCUGUCCAAUCAGAAGAUCUGAAAACUGCUUUCCGUUAGUAAGAAUACUGAUAUGGAAUCAUCAUAUCUGCUUCACAUCGUUUUACAGCUAUAGGCCUGUCAUCUGAACAGCUAAAGUGGGUCACACCACUAAAUGAACAAAAUAAUUAGAGUGCUUUGGCUUUAUUUUGCUGUCUGUUGUGCAAGUAGAAAAUCUUACAUUUUAGAUUAUGCAAAAGGCUCUUCUAUAAAAUGAUUUAUUGGUCGUUUUAUUGUGUUGAGGGCUAUCUUGGUUUGAUUGUCACAAAAAUCAGUAAAAAAAUUGAAUAGAAGUAUGAGAAAUGAAAGUAAAUCUGUAGUUUCGUUUUAAACAGUUGUGAUGGCUUUAAAAUACAUAAAUGAUCUAAUCAGAAAGGCUGUUAUUGUAAAACUUGAUAAAGAUGUAUGAUGUUUGUAUACUAAUAUUUCCUGAAUU
Sinocyclocheilus anshuiensis is the source of this 2516-nucleotide messenger RNA. RefSeq names its product CD97 antigen-like. The record is from RefSeq and is a predicted model, not a curated record. The transcript has 14 exons. Gene Ontology annotation, molecular function: calcium ion binding; G protein-coupled receptor activity. Gene Ontology annotation, cellular component: plasma membrane. Lineage: Eukaryota; Metazoa; Chordata; Actinopteri; Cypriniformes; Cyprinidae. Bases 1 to 1953 code for a protein of 650 amino acids. Gene Ontology annotation, biological process: adenylate cyclase-activating G protein-coupled receptor signaling pathway; cell surface receptor signaling pathway.